CAGGCUAGCGCGGGGUGCGCGUCGGCGUCGCGGCCGGCGGAGGGAUUCUGGGUAACGGCCCCGGCCGGCUGGGGCGGCUGGCUCCGCGCAGCAGGUUCAACUCACGCCAAGUCCGUUGGCAGUGGAGGUUCUAGGGCUGGGGGCCGCGGGACAUGGAGCAGCCGUGGCCACCGCCAGGACCUUGGAGCCUCCCUCGGGCCGAGGGUGAGGCUGAGGAAGAGAGUGACUUGGACGUGUCCCCCAGUUCUCCCCGCUGCCCGCAGCUGCCGGGCGGCGGCGCGCAGAUGUAUAGCCAUGGAAUUGAACUGGCUUGUCAAAAGCAGAAAGAGUUUGUGAAGAGCUCUGUGGCAUGCAAAUGGAAUCUCGCUGAAGCUCAGCAAAAACUUGGUAGCUUAGCCCUGCAUAACUCUGAGUCCUUGGAUCAGGAACAUGCCAAAGCACAAACAGCAGUAUCAGAGCUAAGGCAACGUGAAGAAGAAUGGCGGCAGAAAGAAGCAGCUCUAGUACAAAGAGAGAGAAUGUGUCUGUGGAACAUGGAUGCCAUUAGCAAGGAUGUUUUUAACAAGAGUUUUAUUAAUCAAGAUAAAAGAAAAGAAAUAGAAGAUGAAGAUAAAUCAAAAUCAUUUAUGCAGAAGUACGAACAAAAAAUAAGACAUUUCGGUAUGUUGAGUCGAUGGGAUGACAGUCAGAGAUUUUUAUCUGACCAUCCAUACCUUGUAUGUGAAGAGACUGCUAAAUAUCUUAUUUUAUGGUGUUUUCAUCUAGAAGCUGAGCAGAAAGGGGCUCUAAUGGAACAAAUAGCACAUCAGGCUGUUGUAAUGCAGUUUAUUAUGGAAAUGGCCAAAAACUGUAAUGUGGAUCCAAGAGGGUGUUUUCGUUUAUUUUUCCAGAAAGCCAAAGCGGAGGAAGAAGGUUAUUUUGAAGCAUUCAAAAAUGAACUUGAAGCUUUCAAGUCAAGAGUCCGACUUUAUUCUCAAUCACCAAGUUUUCAACCUAUGAUAGUUCAGAAUCAUGUUCCUCAUUCUAGUGUGGGAUCUAUAGGUUUGUUAGAAUCCUUACCACAGAAUCCAGAUUAUCUUCAGUAUUCUGUCAAUACAGCUCUUUGCAGUUUAAACUCAGUGGUACAUAAAGAAGAUGAUGAAUCCAAAAUGAUGGACACUGUAUGAUUUGGUUAAGACUGCUGAGGCCAAGUGCUAUUUUGUUACAAGGAAGGAAGAACUUGGCUAUUUUCUUGACACUUUUAUGGGUGCUGCACUUUAUUUUUGUUCGGUUUUGAUGGGAGGGGAAAAAAGAGUACUGAAACGUUUUGUAAAAUUUUUUUUAUGUGCUGCUAGGUUUUUUGAUUUUUUUUU
Callorhinus ursinus (northern fur seal) is the source of this 1352-nucleotide messenger RNA. RefSeq names its product cell division cycle 37 like 1, HSP90 cochaperone (gene CDC37L1). NCBI's taxonomy places the organism in Eukaryota, Metazoa, Chordata, Mammalia, Carnivora, Otariidae. The record is from RefSeq and is a predicted model, not a curated record. Gene Ontology annotation, molecular function: heat shock protein binding; protein-folding chaperone binding. Gene Ontology annotation, biological process: protein stabilization; protein folding. Gene Ontology annotation, cellular component: cytoplasm.